Molecule: messenger RNA, 798 nt
Organism: Cantharellus anzutake
Lineage: Eukaryota; Fungi; Basidiomycota; Agaricomycetes; Cantharellales; Hydnaceae
Exons: 4
Cellular component (GO): nuclear pore outer ring
Molecular function (GO): protein binding
Source: RefSeq, a predicted model, not a curated record
CUGUCAUCAAUGUAUAUUGGGACUCGAAUCAGUGCGAUCGCAUGGUCACCACGCUGCAGGUCCCCCGCGGCGAGUCCCACUGGCCAUUGGUACCUGGAGCUAGCAGUAGGAUGUACCGAUGGGAAAAUACACUUGAUUACACAACGUGCCUCAGAUGAACCAGUUGCUCACGAAUUUAGUGGUCUUCCGUCUGGCCACAAAGGCAACGUAGCUGAUUUGUGCUUUUUCUCUUGUGGAAAUGAUCCGGCCAGGUAUCUCGCAAGCGUGGGAGAUGAUAGGAGGUGUAUUCUGUGGGAUUUGUAUCCCUCCCAUUCACAAGACGACCAGGAUGAUGAGGCGGUCUCAGAGAUGUUGUCUCCAUCUCCAACACCGUUUUCUCCCAUCCCAUACUCAAUCGCAUUCCGCCAUCCGCUUCGUUCAGUGGCUUCGCAUUCUUCCAAUGCACGCUGCAUCAUGGUAUCUGACGUUCAUGGUACCGUUUCCAUGGUGAACUGGAUGGAUCUUGAGAGCGACUCAACUCUCAGGGACGCUGUUUGGAGUGGACAUAAGGUCGUUGAAUUCAUAGACCCAGCUGCCCUUUCGAGGUCUGUCUCCGGUUUGAACUCUGUAUGGGGAGGUGGAGCAAGCUGGAAGCCCAGCGAUCCAGAUAUGUUCGGAGCGACCUACGGACCAUCGUGGGUUGUGUGGAAUCAAAGGAAGUUACAAGGGGGGAAGCCCGUUGCCAAAGGAGAGGGGUUCUUGGAAGGUGGAAGCCAGUUCCGGUAUGUGAGGCGCAAUUACGUCGGUCCUCGCUCAUAG